Messenger RNA from Solanum pennellii, 1677 nucleotides. Its product is annotated as putative F-box protein At4g38870. The record is from RefSeq and is a predicted model, not a curated record. NCBI's taxonomy places the organism in Eukaryota, Viridiplantae, Streptophyta, Magnoliopsida, Solanales, Solanaceae. Gene Ontology annotation, molecular function: protein binding. The transcript has a single exon. Bases 309 to 1472 code for a protein of 387 amino acids.
UGCUCCACCCAAAGAAGAACCGGCCUUGGGAGUGGACGGAGAGCCACCAAAGAGCCUUUGAAGAGUUGAGGAACUUAAGGCGCAUAGCUGUAUUAGAAGUCAAUGAAGGCUGUUGGCACUAUUAAAAAUAACAAGUAAAUCAAGGCUGUCUCUCUCUCUGGCAGCUAAUUAAUAAAUUAAAAGGUAUUCAAAGUCUCAUCUUCAUUACUAUAUAAUACUAAUCUAUACUGGAGAUAUAGAAGAUGAAGUUAACAACUUUGAUCUUUCUUUCUUUCUCCCGUCUACGCCACGAAUUAAGCAGUUGAAGGAUGGAUAGUGCAAUGGCAUUGAUGAGUUCCAACAUCAUGACUCUGCCUUGUGAAGUCUUGGUGGACAUAUUCUCUAGGCUUUCACUCAAACAUGUACACCAACUUCAAACUGUUUCAAAGUUAUGGUUCAAAAUAAUCUCUAGUCCACAUUUCAGAAGACUCUACAACGUGAAAUCCAUGAAUCGUCCUCAAGCACGUGUAGUUCAAGUACCUGACACCAAGUUUUCACCGAGAUGGGAAAUGAUUAGUCGAACCAUCAUUAUAUCAGCUAUGGACCUCAAUAUUGACAACAGUGAGAUCCAGGAAGAGUUCAGUUUUGAGGAUAUUAUGGCCCCUCAACACUCCUUCACCAUAUCAUCCAAUCUCAUCAUUUUCAAUCACAAGGUAUGCAAUCCUACAACAAAAGAGAUCAUAGACAUACCAAUAUCAAGUCAUCCAUCAAUUAGUUUCGAUGCUUCGUAUAUCCCAUCCAACAAUACAUACAAGGUUGUCCAUUUAUAUGGUACCAAACCUGGCCAUGACUACAACUUCAACUAUGGUGGUACCCCUGUAGAGUUCCGAUUUGAGACUCUUACACUACGAGAUGGAGGACCAGUUCCUAGUUCUUGGAAAGCCCUGACACACCAAGAAUGGUUUUCUAGUAAGAUAGAGUCAACAUGUGUAAAUGGUGUAGUUCAUUGGUUGCUUGAAAGAGGACUUCGAAAGGAAAGGCGUAUCAUUUCAAUGGAUAUUGAAAGUGAGAAUUUCUUGAGUUCCAUUGGUUGCCCAAAUAAUCCUUAUGUGGAGGAGGCACCGAUACUCGAGAAUGUUCAGUUAGCAGAUUUGAAUGGGAGGUUAUGUUUAGCUUACUACUCAGAAGAAUUAUUCAGGAUGGAUCUAUACUUUGUCAAGGAUCGGACGAACCAAGAAUGGGUAAAGGAACAUACUAUCAAUUUAUCAGCUGGUAUGGGGAGUUGGUUCAAAAUAGUAGGGUAUGUACAAUUACAAGGCAACAAUGGAGACAUUGUUAUUGAUGGUAAACAACUUAUCCUCUAUAACAUUGAAGAGAAUAGGUUUAGAAGUCUACCUAGGCCUAAAAUGAACAUUCAUAUUGGCUUGUACUUUGAUAGAUGUUUUAAGUUAGAAAGCACAAUGCAACAAACUGUAGAUUUUCUAUCUAAUUAGUGGAUCUUUGUAUUAAUGAUGUUGUACUCCAAAUAUGUUUUGAGUCUUCUACCUAGUGAAAUUUUAGCUAUGUAGUUCAUUGAAAAGGGAUGCAAAAUGGCUUAAAGAGACUCUGUUAAGGGAAGGGUAUCAAGAAUCUAAAUAUGCAAAAUAGGAGUCUCUUGAUGAGAUGAUUGUGGAGAUUUAGGGGUCGUUCGGUAGCUGA